This is a messenger RNA of Carlito syrichta (Philippine tarsier), 5532 nucleotides long. It is a transcript of the gene CACNA1I, whose product is annotated as calcium voltage-gated channel subunit alpha1 I. Bases 1 to 5532 code for a protein of 1843 amino acids. The record is from RefSeq and is a predicted model, not a curated record. Gene Ontology annotation, molecular function: voltage-gated sodium channel activity; low voltage-gated calcium channel activity. The transcript has 35 exons. Gene Ontology annotation, biological process: membrane depolarization during action potential; calcium ion import; neuronal action potential. Gene Ontology annotation, cellular component: voltage-gated calcium channel complex; neuron projection; voltage-gated sodium channel complex. Lineage: Eukaryota; Metazoa; Chordata; Mammalia; Primates; Tarsiidae.
AUGGCUGAGAGCGCCUCGCCGCCCUCCUCAUCCGCCGCAGCCCCGGCCGCUGAGCCGGGAGUCACCAUAGAGCAGCCGGGACCCCGGAGUCCCCCGCCCUCCCCUCCGGGCCCGGAGGAGCCCCUGGAUGGAGCCGAUCCCGACGUCCCACACCCGGACCUGGCGCCAGUUGCCUUCUUCUGCCUGCGACAGACCACCAGCCCCCGGAACUGGUGUAUCAAGAUGGUAUGCAACCCGUGGUUUGAAUGUGUCAGCAUGCUGGUGAUCCUGCUGAACUGCGUGACACUUGGCAUGUACCAGCCGUGCGACGACAUGGACUGCCUUUCCGACCGCUGCAAGAUUCUGCAGGUCUUUGAUGACUUCAUCUUCAUAUUCUUUGCCAUGGAGAUGGUGCUCAAGAUGGUGGCCCUGGGCAUUUUCGGCAAGAAGUGCUACCUCGGGGACACGUGGAACCGUCUGGAUUUCUUCAUCGUGAUGGCAGGGAUGGUCGAGUACUCCUUGGACCUUCAGAACAUCAACCUGUCGGCCAUCCGCACCGUGCGCGUCCUGAGGCCCCUCAAAGCCAUCAACCGCGUGCCCAGUAUGCGGAUCCUGGUGAAUCUUCUGCUGGACACGCUGCCCAUGCUGGGGAACGUCCUCCUGCUCUGCUUCUUCGUCUUCUUCAUCUUUGGCAUCAUAGGCGUGCAGCUCUGGGCGGGCCUGCUGCGCAACCGCUGUUUUCUGGAGGAGAACUUCACCAUUCAAGGGGAUGUGGCCCUGCCCCCCUACUACCAGCCGGAGGAGGAUGAUGAGAUGCCCUUCAUCUGCUCCCUGUCGGGGGACAAUGGCAUCAUGGGCUGCCAUGAGAUCCCCCCACUCAAGGAGCAGGGCCGUGAGUGCUGCUUGUCCAAGGAUGACGUCUAUGACUUCGGGGCAGGGCGCCAGGACCUCAACGCCAGCGGCCUCUGUGUCAACUGGAACCGCUACUACAAUGUGUGCCGCACGGGCAGCGCCAACCCCCACAAGGGCGCCAUCAACUUUGACAACAUCGGUUACGCCUGGAUCGUCAUCUUCCAGGUGAUCACCCUGGAAGGCUGGGUGGAGAUCAUGUACUACGUGAUGGACGCUCACUCCUUCUACAACUUCAUCUAUUUCAUCCUGCUCAUCAUAGUGGGCUCCUUCUUCAUGAUCAACCUGUGCCUCGUUGUCAUAGCGACCCAGUUCUCGGAGACCAAGCAGCGGGAGCACCGGCUGAUGCUAGAGCAGCGGCAGCGCUACCUGUCCUCCAGCACGGUGGCCAGCUACGCCGAGCCUGGCGACUGCUACGAGGAGAUCUUCCAGUACGUCUGCCACAUCCUGCGCAAGGCCAAGCGCCGUGCCCUGGGCCUCUACCAGGCCCUGCAGAGCCGGCGUCAGGCCCCAGGCCCGGGGACCCCUGCCAAGCCCGGGCCCCACAUCAAGGAGCCCAGGCACUAUAAGCUGUGCCCGCGACACAGCCCCCUGGACCCAACGCCCCACACCCUGGUGCAGCCCAUCUCCGCCACGCUGGCCUCCGACCCCACCAGCUGCCCCCGCUGCCAGCACGAGGCAGGCCGGCGGCCCUCGGGCCUGGGCAGCACCGACUCAGGCCAGGAGGGCUCGGGCUCCAGCGGCUCCGGUGGCGGUGAGGAUGAGGCAGACGGGGAUGGGGCCAGGAGCAGCGAGGAUGGGGCCUCCUCAGAGCUGGGGAAGGAGGACGAGGAGGAGCAGACAGAUGGGGCCAUCUGGCUGUGCGGGGACGUGUGGCGGGAGACGCGAGCCAAGCUGCGUGGCAUCGUGGAUAGCAAGUACUUCAACCGGGGCAUCAUGAUGGCCAUCCUGGUCAACACCGUCAGCAUGGGCAUCGAGCACCACGAGCAGCCCGAGGAGCUGACCAAUGUCCUGGAGAUCUGCAACGUGGUCUUCACCAGCAUGUUUGCCCUGGAGAUGGUCCUGAAGCUGGCUGCCUUUGGGCUCUUCGACUACCUGCGCAACCCCUACAACAUUUUCGACAGCAUCAUUGUCAUCAUCAGCAUCUGGGAGAUCGUGGGGCAGGCGGAUGGCGGCCUGUCGGUGCUGCGGACCUUCCGGCUGCUGCGGGUGCUGAAGCUGGUGCGCUUCAUGCCGGCGUUGCGGCGCCAGCUCGUGGUGCUCAUGAAGACCAUGGACAACGUGGCCACCUUCUGCAUGCUGCUCAUGCUCUUCAUCUUCAUCUUCAGCAUCCUUGGGAUGCACAUCUUUGGCUGCAAAUUCAGCCUCCGCACGGACACGGGAGACACGGUCCCCGACCGGAAGAACUUCGACUCCCUGCUGUGGGCCAUCGUCACGGUGUUCCAGAUCCUCACCCAGGAGGACUGGAAUGUCGUCCUCUACAAUGGCAUGGCUUCCACCUCCCCCUGGGCCUCCCUCUACUUUGUGGCCCUCAUGACUUUCGGCAACUACGUGCUCUUCAACCUGCUGGUGGCCAUCCUGGUAGAGGGCUUCCAGGCAGAGGGUGAUGCCAAUCGCUCCUACUCAGACGAGGACCAAAGCUCAUCCAACAUGGAGGAGUUUGACAAGCUCCAUGAGGGCCUGGACAGCAGUGGAGAUCUCAAGCUCUGCCCAAUCCCCAUGACCCCGAAUGGGCACCUGGACCCCAGUCUCCCACUGGGUGGGCAUCUGGGUCCCGCUGGGGCUUGUGCCCCUGCCUCCCGCCUCUCACUGCAGCCAGACCCCGUGCUGGUGGCCCUGGGCUCCCGAAAGAGCAGUGUCAUGUCUCUGGGGAGGAUGAGCUGUGAUCAGCGCUCCCUGACACUGUGCUUCCGCGUCCGCAAGAUGAUGGACGUCUACAAGCCUGACUGGUGCGAGGUCCGCGAGGACUGGUCUGUCUACCUCUUCUCUCCCGAGAACAGGUUCCGGGUCCUGUGUCAGUCCGUCAUUGCCCACAAGCUCUUCGACUAUGUCGUCCUGGCCUUCAUCUUCCUCAGCUGCAUCACCAUUGCCCUGGAGCGGCCACAGAUCGAGGCCGGCAGCACCGAACGCAUCUUUCUCACCGUGUCCAACUACAUCUUCACAGCCAUCUUCGUGGGCGAGAUGACACUGAAGGUGGUCUCGCUGGGCCUGUACUUCGGCGAGCAGGCGUACCUGCGCAGCAGCUGGAAUGUGCUGGACGGCUUCCUGGUCUUCGUGUCGAUCAUCGACAUCGUGGUGUCCGUGGCCUCGGCCGGGGGAGCCAAGAUCCUGGGGGUCCUCCGAGUCUUGCGGCUCCUGCGAACGCUGCGCCCCUUGCGUGUCAUAAGCCGGGCACCUGGCCUGAAGCUGGUGGUGGAGACCCUCAUCUCCUCCCUCAAGCCCAUCGGUAACAUCGUCCUCAUCUGCUGUGCGUUCUUCAUCAUCUUUGGCAUUCUGGGAGUGCAGCUCUUCAAGGGCAAGUUCUACCAUUGUCUGGGCAUGGACACCCGCAACAUCACCAAUCGCUCCGACUGCAUGGCUGCCAACUACCGCUGGGUCCAUCACAAAUACAACUUUGACAACCUGGGCCAGGCUCUGAUGUCCCUCUUUGUCCUGGCAUCCAAGGAUGGCUGGGUGAACAUCAUGUACAACGGACUGGAUGCUGUUGCUGUGGACCAGCAGCCCGUGACCAACCACAACCCCUGGAUGCUGCUGUACUUCAUCUCCUUCCUGCUCAUCGUCAGCUUUUUCGUGCUCAACAUGUUUGUGGGCGUCGUCGUGGAGAACUUCCACAAGUGCCGGCAGCACCAGGAGGCCGAGGAGGCCCGGCGGCGCGAGGAGAAGCGGCUGCGGCGCCUGGAGAAGAAGCGCCGGAAGGCCCAGAGGCUGCCCUACUAUGCCACCUAUUGUCCCACCCGGCUGCUCAUCCACUCCAUGUGCACCAGCCACUACCUGGACAUCUUUAUCACCUUCAUCAUCUGCCUCAACGUGGUCACCAUGUCCCUGGAGCACUACAAUCAGCCCACGUCCCUGGAGACAGCCCUCAAGUACUGCAACUAUAUGUUCACCACUGUCUUUGUGCUGGAGGCCGUGCUGAAGCUGGUGGCGUUUGGUCUGAGGCGCUUCUUCAAGGACCGGUGGAACCAGCUGGACCUGGCCAUCGUGCUGCUGUCGGUCAUGGGCAUCACGCUGGAGGAGAUCGAGAUCAACGCGGCCCUGCCCAUCAACCCUACCAUCAUCCGCAUCAUGCGGGUUCUGCGCAUCGCCCGGGUGCUGAAGCUGUUGAAAAUGGCCACGGGCAUGAGGGCCCUGCUGGACACGGUGGUGCAAGCUUUGCCCCAGCCCUGGCGGGCACUGAGGACCCACAUGAUGGCCUUGGGAGCCUCCAGGAAUGUGGGGGGAGAGCAAUACCUCAGGGCAAUGUGGGGCCUCCAGCAGAGAGAGAGAGGAGGGCUCUGGACAGUGCUUGGGGCUGACCCCUCCGCGCUUUCAGUCUGCAACGACGAGAACCCGUGUGAGGGCAUGAGCCGGCACGCCACCUUCGAGAACUUCGGCAUGGCCUUCCUCACGCUCUUCCAGGUCUCCACGGGCGACAACUGGAACGGGAUCAUGAAGGACACGCUGCGGGACUGCACCCACGACGAGCGCAGCUGCCUGAGCAGCCUGCAGUUCGUGUCGCCGCUGUACUUUGUCAGCUUUGUGCUCACCGCGCAGUUCGUGCUCAUCAACGUGGUGGUGGCCGUGCUCAUGAAACACCUGGACGACAGCAACAAGGAGGCUCAGGAGGACGCUGAGAUGGACGCAGAGAUCGAGCUCGAGAUGGCCCACGGCCUGGGCCCCAGCCCGCGGCUGCCCGCCGGCUCCCCAAGCGCCCUUGGCCGCGGGCCAGGUGGGGCGGGCAGCGCAGGCGACGAGAACCUGUGGCUGGACAGCGUCUCUUUAAUCAUCAAGGACUCCUUGGAGGGGGAGCUGACCAUCAUCGACAACCUGUCCGGCUCCAUCUUCCACCACUACUCCUCGCCCGCCGGCUGCGAGAGGUGUCACCACGAUAAGCAAGAGGUACAGCUGGCCGAGACGGAGGCCUUCUCCCUGAACUCAGACAGGUCCUCAUCCAUCCUGCUAGGUGACGACCUGAGUCUCGAGGACCCCACGGCCUGCCCACCUGGCCCCAGAGACAGCAAAGGUGAGUCGGGCCCGCCUGAGCCCAUGCGUGUUGGGGACCUGGGCGAAUGCUUCUUCCCCUUGCCCUCUGCCGCUGUCUCCUCGGGUCCAGAGAGCUUCCUGUGUGAGAUGGAGGAUAUUCCGUUCAACCCCGUCCAGUCCUGGCUGAAACAUGAGAGCAGCCAAGAGCCCCCGAGCCCCUUCUCCCCGGAUGCCUCCAGUCCACUCCUACCCAUGCCUGCCGAGUUCUUCCACCCUGCUGUGUCUGCGAGCCAGAAAGGGCAGGAGAAGGGCAUGGGCACUGGCACCCUCCCCAAGAUUGCCCUGCAGGGCUCCUGGGCAUCCCUGCGUUCACCGAGGGUCAACUGCACCCUCUUCCGGCAGCCGCCGCCGCCCCCCGGGGAGCUGGAGCCCGGAGACGCUGCGAGCAAGAGGAAGAGAUGA